AUGGACGCAGCACCCCAACCUUCCCCCAACCCAUCAGCCUCAACCGCUGCCACCGCCACCACAACAGCAGCUAGGCCCGCAGCCGCGACUCGCAGACAGCCCCUCUCCAGGGAUAGCUCCCUCAUGCCACGUUACCUAGAGCUCAUUCGCUCCGGAACCAAAACCGUAGAAGGUCGCAUUCGUGCCGGAAAGUGGGCUGACGUCAUCCCAGGGGACAUCUUCCGCUUCUUCAGCACGCAGGCUCCACCGUCUUCUACACUACCCGCCAACACAAACACAAAUAGUGUAUCCGUACGGUGCCGUGCUAUUACUGUACGGCAGUACGACAGCUUCCAGGCCAUGCUUGAGGGCGAGGGCCUAGCGGCGUGUCUGCCUGGCGUGCAGAGUCUGGAGGAAGGAGUGGAAGUGUACCGAUCGAUUCCUGGUUAUCGGGAGCGCGAGGCGGUGGAGGGGGUGGUAGCGGUGGGGCUUGAGCUACUGCUGACUGACGACUGCUGA
Volvox carteri f. nagariensis is the source of this 498-nucleotide messenger RNA. RefSeq lists its product as uncharacterized. The record is from RefSeq and is a predicted model, not a curated record. The transcript has a single exon. The coding region runs from base 1 to 498 and encodes 165 amino acids. NCBI's taxonomy places the organism in Eukaryota, Viridiplantae, Chlorophyta, Chlorophyceae, Chlamydomonadales, Volvocaceae.